Messenger RNA from Penicillium verhagenii, 1380 nucleotides. RefSeq names its product dolichyl-diphosphooligosaccharide-protein glycotransferase. Gene Ontology annotation, cellular component: oligosaccharyltransferase complex; endoplasmic reticulum membrane. NCBI's taxonomy places the organism in Eukaryota, Fungi, Ascomycota, Eurotiomycetes, Eurotiales, Aspergillaceae. The coding region runs from base 1 to 1380 and encodes 459 amino acids. The record is from RefSeq and is a predicted model, not a curated record. The transcript is spliced from 4 exons.
AUGCGGUGGUGCCUUGCGUUGCUUGUCAGCGCCCUUGUGGCUUCGGUAAAUGCUCUGAGUAGCUCUGGCAGCCGCCUGUUGGUGGUCUUGGACGAUACCACAGAGAAGAGUGCUUACUCGACAUUGUGGUCCGAUUUGGAAGGUCGCGGAUAUGAUCUGUCCUUCGAAUCCCCCAAGAGUGACAAGCUGUCCCUCUUCGAACAUGGCGAAAGAGCUUACGACCACCUCCUUAUCCUUCCCCCAAAGUCGAAGGGACUCGGCCCUAACCUGACCCCGAAGAAUAUCCUGGACUUUAUGAACAAGGAUGGCAACAUCCUCCUCGCCCUCUCCGGCAAGGCCUCCACCUCUAGCGCCAUCAGCUCCCUUCUCCUCGAAAUUGAUAUCCAUCUGUCCAAUGACCGCUCCGCCGUCAUUCUUGACCACUUCAACUACGACACAAUCUCUGCCGCUGAGAAGCACGAUGUUCUCUUGCUCGAGCGCCCUGGUUCCUUGCGUUCCGAUGUCAAGGCAUUCUUUGAUGGCGAGGGUGUUCUCGCUCUCCCGCGUGUCGCCCCCCAGACCUUGGGUAGCGACAGUCAGCUUAUUGCCCCGAUUUUGCGAGCUCCUGCCACCGCUUACGCGUACAACCCCAAGGAGGAGAUGCCUUCGCCCGACGACAUCGAAGCCACUGGCUCCCAGUUGAACAUUGUCUCGGCUGUUCAAGCCCUCAACUCGGCCCGUUUCGUUGUUCUGGGCUCCGUCGAGGCUCUGGAGGACCAGUGGUUCUCCGGCUCUGUCAAGGCUCCCAACGGCAAGAAGGUUCCCACGGUCAACCGUGAGUUUGCUAAGCAAUUGACUGGUUGGGCUUUCAAGGAGACUGGUGUCCUGAAAGUCGGAAAGAUUGAGCACCACCUGGCCACCGAUGGUGAGGUGGCCGCUGAGAACUUGAACCCCAAGAUCUACCGUGUUAAGAACGAGACUGUUUUCAGCAUUGAGGUCUCGGAAUACUCCUAUGACAAGUGGGUACCCUUCGAGGUCCCCGCCGAGGAUGAGCUGCAGCUUGAAUUCACUAUGCUCUCACCCUUCCACCGCUUGGCCCUCAAGCCUAUCAGCCGCACCGAAACUAGCGCUGUGUACAGCACCGAUUUCACUAUUCCAGACCAACACGGUAUCUUCUCGUUCCGCGUUAACUACAAGCGUCCCUUCCUCACCAGUAUUGAGGAGAAGCACGAGGUCACCGUGCGCCACUUUGCGCACGAUGAAUACCCUCGCAGCUGGGCUAUCACUGGCGGUUGGGUGUGGAUCGCCGGUCUGUGGUCGGUGAUCGGAGGUUUCCUGGCCUUCGUCGUUGUCUGGUUAUACUCGGCACCUGCGGCAAACAAGGUCAAGAAGACCCAGUGA